Messenger RNA from Paramecium primaurelia, 1758 nucleotides. NCBI's taxonomy places the organism in Eukaryota, Ciliophora, Oligohymenophorea, Peniculida, Parameciidae. The record is from the annotation of a GenBank genome assembly.
AUGGAGAUUUUAUUUAUUUAUUUAGGGUGUCUUAUUUUUCAUGCCAACUCCUAAAUAACACAAUGCAUAGAUUAAAAAAUUAAACCUAUUGUAAAUUGCUAAGAUUAUUUUACACAUUGUUUUAUUUUAGAAGGAGAUGACGAAGAUUAUACAAAACUUCAACAUAUUGACACCUAAAUUAUAAAACCAACUUUCAUAAUUCCUUUGCAAGAAUAACCUGUUGUAAUAAAAAUUAUCGAUACUUUUGAUGAGAAAAAGAAAAUAUCAGAAAAACUAAUGUGCUACUUAUUUCGUAAACUUGAGUAUUCUAUCAUUUGUAUAAGUGUUGAAUUAGUUUAUUAAGAUGAAUAAAUUAAUUUUAGUGAGAAGUUUAGAUUUAAUACAAAUAUUUAAGCCACUGAACUCUGUGAUGAAAUGAAUAUAAAUGAAGAUGGAAAUUUUAAUAUGUUUUGUUUAAGUCAAUUUAGUUUAAAAUAAUAUACCAUAAAUAAAUCUAGUAGAAAUGCCACUUUAAUUUCUGAGUUUGAUAUUCCAAACCAAAUUUAAGAUAGUUGCAAAAUAAAAUAUGUAAAAUGGAAGUCAAAUUUUUAUAUUGUUGUAUUUUAUCAAUGUUCUAGAUGGAAAGUUUUAUUGAUUAAAAAUACUAAAGUAACAACAUUAUUAGAAGCUUAAAUGAAUGACAAAGAGACCUUAUUUUAAGGUUUUUCUUUUAUUAAUGAUGUAUCCUUUUGUGUAUCUAAACAACUUUUUGUUGAUAUCUAUUUGAUAGAGAAUAAUUCAUAUCUUUAAUUAAUUUUGAACAAUAAUUAAAAACUCUUUAUAAAUUAUUUUUCAUUUGAAAACAUAAAACGUAUACAAAAGAUAAUAGUAUAACAGAAAUGCUCCAUCAUAUUUAUCGUCAAUCCAUUAGAAGAUCACAAUUUAAUUUUUUUUAAUCCUUUAGAACGUAAAUAACUCUUUUUACAUUAAAAAUAUUCAAAUUAUAAAACUUACUUUCAUUCUAAUAUUCUUUUCUUGUAAAAUUCAACAGAAUUAAUUACUAUUUUGAACCCUCAUUUUUAUCAAACUUUUCAAAUCAAAAGUACGCCAUUACAUUUUUUUGAAAUUAAUAAAUUAUUCUGUUAAUUUGAUGAAACACAAAAUGCUAUAUAAUUUUAUCGAUAUUAUCAAUUAAGUAGCUGGAUUAAACCUAAAUAAAAGUAUCUCUAUAUAAUUUAGAGUAUAGAUUUAUUUAGAACUAAUACUUUACUAUUGUGCUUAAAAAUGGUUUAUGAAAAUAAUACAAAAUAAUAAAAUUUAAUUUAAUAUAUUACGGUUUAAGAUUAAUGUUAAAGUAAAUUCUAACAAACAAUCUAAAGCUCAGAAGUUUAAAACUCAUUUAAAAAUAGUUCAUUAAAUUUAUAUAAUCAAGAGGGUAACAUAAGUGUAAGUAUAGGAAAUAAUCACAUUUUUUUGGACUCCUGUUUAACAAAACUGCAAUAAUUUCAUAUUAAAACUAAGAUCGAAUUGAGAUAAUUAAAUAUUCCUGACUUCAUAAUAUUUUAAAAUGAAAAUUCUUUUUAUAUCUACUCUUGUAAACAAAAUAAAUUAUUGGUCUAAAUCAAUAGAAAUUAAUUUGAAGUACUUGAAGCUAAACAAACAUAUUUUAUAGUAAAUAAAAAUACAUCAAAUUCAUUAAGAAUAAUCUAAUUUAAAGAAGAGUAGUUGCUCUAAUANUACCAUAAAUAAAUCUAGUAGAAAUGCCACUUUAAUUUCUGA